AUGCUUCGUGUUAAUUAUUAGCAUGUGGAAAGAUAUGCCGAGACUCUCCCGCAGUUAUGUUUGUACCAGAAGGGAGAAAAGUUACACAAGAUGGCAAAACACACAGAUCCGGAAUGAAGGGGCACCGAUCCCCACUGAUUUAAAAUCAGCUUUUUCCCAUUUCCGCGAUCAGCAGCACCGAUGCAGCCGUGCCAACGGAAAAGUCUAAUGUGUUUCCUGUGGGAAAUGCCAUAUGGUCAAGAGAAGAUUUGACUCUAAUAUUGAGUCCCUUACAAAAAUAAUCAAAGUAAACAUCAAGGAGAGAACUUACCACAGCCCUGUCAAUGCCACAUGGUCAUUCUAGAAGACAAGAAGAUGCUGAUACAUUUGGAUUUUGGUAAAUAAAUACCCGUGCACAAAUUGUUGGUGCUCAAAGGAAGAAUUAAGAAAAACAAAAGACUGAAAACAGAAGAUUUUUAUUAAGCAAGAAAGAAAGUGCUGCUAGUCUUGUGCUCUAGGCUAUGAUGUUUCGUGAUCAGGUUGGUGUCCUGAACAGUUGGUUCAAGGGGUGGAAUGAGUGUGAACAGACUGUAGCCUUGCUGUCGCUGCUUAAGCGUGUUAGCCGGACGCAGGCCCGUUUUCUGCAGCUUUGUCUAGAGCAUUCUCUUGCUGAAUGCACCGAACUACAUGUAUUGGAGGCAGAGGCCAACAACCCAGUGGUGAUAAGCCAGUGGCAAAGUGAGCCCAAAGAAAGGGUCAUCUCUUUAGUCCUGAGCCAUCUCCCAUUAUUGAAGCCUGGGAAUGUGGAAGCCAAGGGGGAAUACAUGUGCCUGCUCCCAAAAAUCCUGGCACACACCAUUGAGCAUGUGCGCCAUCUGGAGGAGAGUCGGCAACUGCUGUCUUAUGCCCUAAUCCAUCCUGCCACCUCCCUAGAGGAUCGGGCAGCACUUGCGCUGUGGCUCAAUCACCUUGAGGAGAGGGUUGCAUCAAGAGGAGCUGGGGACUCCCUGGAGCGGUCCUCCACGCCCCAUCAGCAGCAUCCUCAGCUGUACCCACAUCAUCAACGUUACGGUUCAGAUGAUCGACUCAACGGCUGGCAGAGCUCCCGGGAUUCUGCUCUAGGGAGCUGGCAGCACCAGCAGAGCACAGAAAAUGGGCACCUCCCUCUUUACCCUGCUUCCUCUCUCCCUUCUACCAUCAAUAUGGUGGGCUCUGGCAGUGGGACCAUCACAAUCCUGUCUGGUGGACAGCACAGCCCCCUGAAGCGCUCAGUGUCCCUGACACCUCCAAUGAGUGGUACUGCCAGCCAGGCCCUGGGCCAUGUUUGGCUGUCUCAAGAGGAUCUGCGGGUCCGUGGCCCAGCCUCCGACCAUGCCCCCCUCUCCCCCCAAAGCAGUGUGGCAUCCUCAGGAAGUGGGGGCAGUGAGCAUUUGGAGGAAGGUUCUGGCAUGGGUGGUGCCGUACACCGCAGCACAUUCCAUGAAGAGGGCAGUGGCAUGAGAGAUGUACCGGCUUGGUUGAAAAGUCUCCGCCUCCACAAGUAUGCAUCUUUGUUCUCAACCAUAACCUAUGAUGAAAUGAUGUCACUCACAGAACAACAGCUGGAGACCCAGAAUGUUACUAAAGGGGCAAGACACAAGAUUAUUAUCAGUAUUCAGAAGCUUAAGGAGAGGAUAAACGUUCUUCGUUCUCUGGAAAAGGAUGUUUUGGAAGGAGGUAAUCUACGUGCCCCUUUACAGGAGCUUCACCAGAUGAUCUUGACACCCAUAAAGGCUUGCAGGAACUUGGAGCCAGGACAACACUCAUUGCUCAGUUCUGAUGGAAAGGAAAAUGUCCCAAGUUCACACUUAAGUGGAAAUGAAGCACAAUCAGGUGUCUCAGCCAAUGCAGAAGAUGACAUCCCUGCCCAGUUUACUCGUGUCAUGGGCAAAGUUUGCACACAGCUACUUGUCUCCAGACCAGAUGAAGAGAACAUCAGUUCCUAUCUGCAACUAAUUGACAAGUGUUUGACCCAUGAGGCUUUUUCAGAGACACUGAAAAAGAGACUCUUGUCCUGGAAGCAACAGGUGCAGAAGUUAUUCCGUUCCUUUCCAAGGAAAACUCUCUUGGACAUAGCAGGAUAUCGGCAGCAGAGAAGUCGUGCUUUUGGCCAGUCCAGCUCCCUCCCAACUGCCGGUUGUGUUGGGGGAGGCUUGUCAGCACGGAGAAGCUUGCGCCAGUUCCACUUGCCAUCACGGAGUCUGCCUGGAGCAAGAUUGGGGCUGUUGGGCUCCUCGGGCAUUUUGGGACCAACUCCACAUGCUGCCAGCAGCACCCCAAACAGCCUGAAACAAGGCAGGCAGGGUCUAUGGUUUGCCAACCCUGGAGGAAGCAACAGCAUGCCCAGCCGGACACACAGUUCGGUGCAGAGAACCCGCUCCCUACCUGUCCACACGCCACACACACUGCUUACAUUUCAGCAGAGUGAUCUCCAGGUGUCAGUGACAGAACCAGACAUCAACAACCGCCUUGAGUCUCUUUGCCUGAGUAUGACAGAGCACGCUUUGGGAGAUGGCGUUGACAGAACAUCAACAAUCUGAGUGUGGAAAGAGAACACUUGGAGAAAAUGAGCUGCCUAUGCAUUGAGUGAAAGGUUCUACCCCAGACCUGGGCCUGCCUGCCACCUUUUCCUCUAACUAGGAGCCAACUGCCCUGGUGGAUGGCAAGGUGCAAAAAAAUAAAUGCCAUUUCACUGCCCCAUAUAUAUUUUUGUGAACAAAAAUUAUAUGUUUACAAACAAGAUAUUUUCUAAAUGAAGGUAUAAUAUAAAAUGGUCUCUGCCCAAGGGACAGGAUGGUGAAAAAUGUAAUGAAACUACAGCUACUAGUAUUUUUAGAAGUCUACAGCUAUAGUGUGUAUAUUUUGUAGUAGACAUCAUCUCAAAUGAUUGGUUUUUUUCCAGAGAGGCAAAAGGUUCAUAGAGGUUAAGCUUUAUGAUGAAAGUGCACCAUUUUGCAUAUAACUAGCAGCUAAUGCCACUUCUAAAUCACCAGCAAACUAACAAGUUAAUGAUGUUUGCUUUGUCGGUUGGUUAUUUGGUUUUUAAACAAGGGAAGAAACAUUUAUUGUUUACACAAAAUGUUAUAUCUAAGGGUAUGGAGUAAUAUGAGCUUUUAUAGCUACCGUUUCUACAUGAUCUUUAUUUUAUUUCCAUAUUGUAGCAUUCAGCAUAGUUAAUUGUCUCGCUUACCUGUAGUGAAUCUGAGAAAGUAUAUGUAUGUAUGUUGUGUGGAUUCAGGCUAAUUGAGUAGAAGGAAAACCAAGACAAAGGGGUGAGAAUGUAAGGUUUGUGAGAAUGGAGUUCAGUGGAUAAUGUGCUGGAAGAAAAAUAGUGGGGAAAAGAAAGUUCGUUGAGACAGAAUGUUACAUGAGGCAAUCGUGUUGUCAUUGUUCAGUUUCAGAGAAAAAGGAACCUGAAUUUUAGAGGGAAAUAUUGAACACAAAAGUUAUAAGAAUGUUAUACAGGUAGCAAAAGCAACAAUAAGAUUAAUAUGUGAUUUUCUUUACCAUUUGCUAGCAUUUGCAAAUGGUAAAUUGCACUGUUUUGUGUAUGGUUAUGUAAAACUUAAGUUGUAAAAGUUGUGCAUGUUGUGCUAAAUAGUGUCUUAUGUUGGAUAAGCAGCAUUGACAAGGUAAAUAUAAAAAAAUAUAUAUUUUGCUUGUCCUAGGAUUGUGGGUGUUUAGGUAGAUAAGUGUAAAGUAAAAAUAAGUUUAAAUGGAUUAUAUGCAUGACUAUUAAUGGUCUAAGCAGGAGAAAGAUACCAGCUAUGUUCAUCUUUAAAAUAUAAGGAAAGGUAAGGUUUACUGAAGAAUUAAUUCAUGAACUGGUUAAAUGGAAAAUUAUAUAUAUAUUCCUUUUUAUAACUGAAACCAUUAAGAUAAAUAUUUCCAAUCACAGAAACCUUGUUCAAUUGUUUUUACUACCAUCUAGUGGUCAAAUUUAGGAUAAUUCCAUCUGGGAGUCAAAUUUUACAGAUUUCCAAAACGUUUCCCUUUAACUAAAUUUUCAACCUAUAUCUUCUUGUCUAAUUCAGUCUUUGUCUUAAAUUAAUUGUAUAUGACACUGUGGCAUUUGUUUUUGUAUUAAUCUUGGUUUUAAAAUUACAAUUUCAGUUUCCUAUAUUUCAGUUUUCACUGUAGACAGAUGUCUUUCCAUUUACUGGAAAUAGAUCAUGUAUUUAGUUCACAUAAGGGUUGUAUGAGGAUUUCAAUUCAAAGCCUUUUUUUGUAACAGUAAGCCUACUAUGCCUGCUUCUGCUAUCCCAGAAACCACAGGGAACGAAGUAGGGUACAGAAACAUAGGUCACACAGCAAUCGUCAUAAACCCUGGGUAAUUUUAGGGUGCUUUUCCAGUGCACCAAGUACUGUACUUUUGGUACUUUUGCUUUUCCAUUGACUUCCAAUCGAGUACCAGCGUUCCAGUACCGAAAGUGCCAAACCAGCUUGGGUACUUCUUUGGUACUUUGGGGUGGGACUUGAAAUUUUUUCUUUGUCAAUUGGUUAUGCAAAUACUCUGCUGCUGACACACACUACAAAUGCCCCCUUGACAACAGUUGCAAACUCAGAAAAUAAUAAAUAAAGUUUAAAAGGCGACUUGGUCGUAAGAACAUAUGCAUUAAAAAGAUCUGGAUGAGGUAAGGAGCAUGCAUUGAUUACAGUGCAUUGCCACACCUACAUGACAAACCAUCUCAGGGAUGAGAACCUGAGUGUAGCCAUGCAGUGGGCGAUACCUCAACACCAUACUAGUCUGAAUGGACCUGCGUGAGUGUUUUUUUCCCAGUGUCUGGAGUGCCUAUCCUGUUGAAUGUAACGUCACACCCAGGGUGAAGCAAUUGCAGGUUAAGGGCCUUGCUCAAGGGCCCACCAGAGUAGAAUCACUCCAGGCAUUCAUAGGAUUUGAACCAGCAACCUUCCAGUUACUAGCACAGAUCUCUAGCCUCGGAGCAACCACUCCAGUCUGGACGGUGUAACAAGAAAUUAAAAAACAUUUUGUUUUAUAUACUAAUAGAGUGUGUAUAUAGCAUUCUGUCCCAGCGAUGUGAUUUUGUUAUAAUACAUAUUGGGGUAUUUAUAAAACAAAAAAGGAGUUCAUAAAUUUCUCACAAACCCGUCUUCGAGUGAUUUAAAUGACAAGGAUGAAAAUGAUUAAGUUUGUCUCGGAGAAGACAUGCAGUGCUCAUGUAAAAGCAGCAGAUAAUCUUUAAACUCUUAACUCUCUUACCUCUUUUAAACAUGUAAGAAUCUAUAAAAGGAAUAAUAAUUAAAAUUGCAAAGCUUGCUAACUUUAUUUUUCCCAUGAAGGAGUGACAGAGUAAAAAUAUUUUAGCAAAAUUUUAACCCCCUUAAUGUUUGUACAGAACUGAAAGUAAGAAAAUGCCUUAUUUUAAUAUAGCUGACUAGCAAUGUAAGAAUUGUAUGUGCAUAACAUGCAAUGUGGGUAAUAAUAUUGCACACCGCCAAGCCGUAUAGCAUACUACAGCCAUUCUUCGAAUUCAAUUCAAAAUACCCCGCCUUGAGUUGUGAUAUCCUUCAGUCCAGUUAAGCCAACACCUUCAAGUACUGUAAUUUUGGUACUUUCUCGAAGUACCGAAAGUACGGUAAUCGGUAUGAUUGAAAAACAUUAAUACUAAAAACUACUAAUUUUAAACCACAACUUUGGAGGUGGAACUGGGAAUGUUCAAACACAGCAAGGGUACCAUGAGCCAUCAUACCCUCAUUUCCUGUUUUUUUCCACAAUGGUUUUUGCUUUUGCUUAUAAUAGGAAAAAGAUUAUCAGGACAUGCAAACAAGCUUGUCAAAGAAGUUAGAUUUUAUAUAAAUCAAACCUUGUCUGUGGUGGGUGAUGCUGCAGACCUGAUUUUAGAGAGAUGCAGCUUUUUCAGGAAUCAUUUAACAUUUUCAUCUGUACAAUGAUACAAAAUAUUCUCCAAGCCUUUAACCUUGGAAACUGGCGUAAGUGUUAAACAGUGUAUUUAGAGGAAACUGGUGACAUUGAGAAUUACUUGUUAUGCUUCCCAAUUUAACUCCCGGUUUCACUGGUUAGCAAAUGUAUAAGAACACAUAAUUGACCAGCUGAAGGCAGAGAAAUCCAUACAUCUAAAUUCAGAAAGAAAAUAUUUUUUUAUUGUCCAUGCAGUAUCAGCCUCACAAUCUUCAUUGAAUGUGCAUUUCAGUUAGAACUCGGAUAACAUUAUAUGCCUUCGCUGUGUGUAAAUUUUUCCCUGCAUUGCAUGGUUUAAGUUGAACCUCUAGCAGGAUCUCUGUUUUUGAAUAUUUGAAAUGCCUAAAGCUGCAUGGUGGAAUUAAAAAAGUAUACUGAGUAUAAUUUUGUAAGAAAUGUGCAUAUAUGGCAAAAAUGUCUUUUUACACAAUUUACCUUUUAAGGAAAAGCCACUUAAAAUCUCUGCCAAAUAAAUACUAUUUGCAGAUCUCAAUAGUUAUUUAUUGGUUUUCCUAUUUCACUUUUAUGCACACACUUGUUAUGGCUUCCUAUGGCUGGUGACCAUAAAUAUAACUCAAAUUAAUUCAUGUCAAUGAUUCUGUUGCCAGAAAAACUCUUGAAUGCUUAUAAAUUGAUUGUGAGAUUUAGUGAAUUUUCGUGAGGUUAAUUUAUAUUUGAAGCAGAAUGGUCAACAGUUCACUAAAAGUGUUUCCUUCAGUCCUAAUAUUGACAAAGGUAGCAGGCUUUCAGAUGAACCCACACGUUCCUCUAUCAACUUUAACACAAAUCAAAUCCAGUUGUUUAUAUUGGUGUCAUUUUAAAUGUAAAAAAAAUAUUACAUAAAUGGAAUAGGAUUUGUGCUGAAUCCUCCAACAGAGAUAUUUUUACAUUGUGUAUUCAUUGGCAUUUUGUAUUACUGCCAAUUUUAUUUUGUAUACUGCAAUAUCACUUCAGUUAUAAAUUCAUAAAGAUAAAACUAUGAAAAACCCUGCCAUUUAUAUGUGAAUAGGAGGGGUCAGUGUGUGUAUUUGUAUAAAAAUCAUGUUUGAGGAAAUGACAAAGUAUGAAAGAAACCAUUUUUGUCUUGUUGAGAUGCAUGCACAAAGCUGAGAGGUCAUAUAUAUUUAGAAUAACAAAUGGAAGUGCCUUUUAUAUACUCUACUUUUAGCCAGUAUAUUUUAUACUGACUUUAAUAACAAUGAAAGAAAUUACAGCUGUGUUGAUGCUAGCACAAUCAUUCAUGACAGUCAGUAUUGUUUGGUUGUAGGAAAAUUGGACAGCAUCUUCUUGCUGCCAAGAAAUCAGCUCAUUAUGAUAUCAAACUCGAUUGCUACUCUCAGUGCGGAAACAAAAUUUUAAGUACACAUAUGUAAAACUGUCAAUGUGUGAAUGUUUUAAAAUGUAUGUAUUUUCACAAAAAAUGCACAAGAGUGAUAGCACAACAGUUUAUUUAUGACUUCAGAUACAUGUCAGAUAAAUUACAAAAGAUGGUUGCCGGUGAAAUAUUAAACGGUUAAAAUUUGGAAAUACUAGUUUCAAGUAAAAAUUUCAAUGGCUUAAGAUACUGUAAUUUGAUGUUUAGAAUAGGAUCCAGGCAUGUUUUACAAUUGGCUGGGACACAAGCCAACAACUUUCUAUUGAAAUGAAACAAUUUUCAAAAGAACCUCUACAGUGCAGUGAAAAUGUAUAAAUGUUGCAAUAUAACACUAUGUGUUUCAAUUACAGCAGGAACAAUGUCUGUCUGUAUGUAUGUAUGUUAUUAUUUGUACAACAAAUGAAUCUCUUUUUCCCCCA
Brienomyrus brachyistius is the source of this 7753-nucleotide messenger RNA. RefSeq names its product sterile alpha motif domain containing 4A (gene samd4a). The transcript has 13 exons. Gene Ontology annotation, biological process: regulation of mRNA stability; negative regulation of translation; nuclear-transcribed mRNA poly(A) tail shortening. Gene Ontology annotation, molecular function: protein binding; mRNA binding; translation repressor activity. The record is from RefSeq and is a predicted model, not a curated record. NCBI's taxonomy places the organism in Eukaryota, Metazoa, Chordata, Actinopteri, Osteoglossiformes, Mormyridae. Gene Ontology annotation, cellular component: P-body. Bases 501 to 2558 code for a protein of 685 amino acids.